Molecule: messenger RNA, 2222 nt
Organism: Episyrphus balteatus (marmalade hoverfly)
Lineage: Eukaryota; Metazoa; Arthropoda; Insecta; Diptera; Syrphidae
Product: UNC93-like protein
Exons: 8
Coding region: 636-2177 (513 amino acids)
Biological process (GO): regulation of potassium ion transport; regulation of muscle contraction
Cellular component (GO): striated muscle dense body; plasma membrane
Molecular function (GO): potassium channel regulator activity
Source: RefSeq, a predicted model, not a curated record
UUUAUAUAGCUACCUACCUAAUUCACAUUCAGAUCUUAAAGUAACUUUUAACUGGCCGCAUGUUCUCGUCGGUUAUCUCCCCAAAUGAUUUGUAUUUCUGCACAAAGUCAUCGUUUUAAAAAGUGUUCCCCAGGUUUAAAUCUGAAAUUUCAACAUCUUCUUAAUUUAUUCAUAAUGAUGUGUUCUUAAUGACGGGGGUGAAAUAUGUGAAAGUUUAAAGUGCAACUGAAUUAAUUUGUUUGUAAAAAAUAAUACCUCCGAAUAAGUGAAUUGUGAAUAUAUAAAGAAAUAAAAUAUCAACAUUAUUUAAUAUAAUUUUUUUAACAAGAUCUAGAGGUACCUACCCCGUACUCUUUUAAAAGUUUAUUUUAUUUUAUUGUAUUUGUUUGUGGCUUUGCGGUCUCUUUGUGAUUAUUUAAUAAACUACAUGUGUUUAUAUACAAAUGUAGAUAGGUGUGUAUAUGAAUGGAACUUAAUGUUUUUCAAGGCCAAAGCAGAACCACUUAAAUGACUUUGCAGCUUCGGACGACAUCAUCUUCAUCUUUAUAAAACUUUAGUGUGUUCAUUAUUUCAACGGUGCGACAAAGGGAUUAGUGGCUUUAUUUCACACAUUUAGAGUUCUUGUGACGAAUAAAAUGACCACCACCAAUACAUCCGUGGAGUUGGAGUCAGCAUCAUCAAACCACAAUCCCAAUGAUUUAAACACGUCAUCGAGUACCCAAAAAGCAGCUAUAGCAGAACGUUAUGAUAAAAGUGAAAAUUUUCGCAUUACAAAAAAUGUAGUCAUUAUUGGACUGGCUUUCAUGGUACACUUCACUGCAUUCCAUGGGACAUCGAACCUACAAAGUUCAGUCAAUUCAGAUGCCGCAUUAGGAACAACGACCUUGGCGGUCAUUUAUGGUUCGCUUAUAUUGUCCAAUAUAUUUUUACCAGUAACCGUUAUUAGAUGGUUUGGAUGUAAAUGGACAAUAGCUCUAUCUUUCAUCGCAUACAUGCCAUAUAUAGCUGCUCAGUUUUACCCGCGUUUUUACACAUUUAUCCCAGCUGCAUUAGGAGUUGGGUUCGGGGGUGGACCUUUAUGGUGUGCGAAGUGUACUUAUCUCUCCAUUGUUGCAGAGGCAAUGACCCGCGUUGUUGGAAAUGACAGCGUACAAGACGUUAAUGUUGUCCGUUUCUUUGGAUUAUUUUUUGUGUUUUACCAGAUGGCACAAGUUUGGGGUAAUCUCAUUUCAUCGUCGGUUUUGUCCUUUACGGCGGCAGGAGAAUCCAAUAAUAUUGUAUCAAACUUUACUGCUGCCAGUAAAAGUAGAGUAGCUGAACUUUGUGGAGCAAAUUUUUGUCCAGGAGUUGAUGCUAACAUUAAUCCAAAUUUAAUUCCACCAGAAUCGGAGAAAAUACAAAUGUUAUCCGCCAUAUUUUUGUGCUGUAUGGUUAUAGCUUGUUUAUUGAUUAUUUUUGGAGUCGAUUCAUUAAAGAGAUAUGGAAUGGAUCGGCAAGAAGCAGGCAAAGGGCUUUCAGGCUGCAAACUUUUGUCAGUAACAAUUAAAUUACUUUCAGAGCAUUAUCAGAUAUUAUUGUUGCCAAUUACAAUGUUUAUUGGUUUGGAAGAAGCAUUUGUUGCUGUUGAUUUCACCGCAUCUUUUGUCGCUUGUGGUUGGGGUAUAUCUCGAAUUGGUUUUGCAAUGAUUUGUUUUGGAAUAGCAAACGCCAUAGCGGCAGGAGUUGCUGGAGCUUUGGCCAAAUUGGUGGGACGACUUUCAAUUAUGUUAACAGUAUUCACAAUUCAUGUAUGUCUAUUGAUAUGGAUGCUUCAAUGGCAAGCUGUUGAAGGGGACUAUGUUACUUACUGUGCAAUGGCUGCUAUUUGGGGUAUUUGUGAUGGCAUUUGGUUGGUAAAUGUUAAUGCCUUUACCGGAAUUCUAUUUCCGGGAAAAGAAAUUGCAGCAUACAGUAAUUUUCGCUUGUGGGAAUCAACCGGUUCAGUCAUAGGGUACAUCAUUAGUCCAUUACUUUGUACAUCAAUGAAACUCAAAUUACUUCUCUUGGUUAUGAUUGUUGGACUCUUAGGAUACGGCACUAUUGAGUACAUGGAAAGACAAGAAAAAGGCCUAGUUGAUAGAAGGAACGUUGAACUUGUUGAACAAAGAGAAGAACGAAAGAACACAACUUACAUGUAACUUAUUUAAAAAUAAAUAAUGAAUGUUCAAGAAUUUUUUGUUUGA